Messenger RNA from Melanotaenia boesemani (Boeseman's rainbowfish), 1622 nucleotides. RefSeq names its product uracil nucleotide/cysteinyl leukotriene receptor. Gene Ontology annotation, cellular component: membrane. The transcript is spliced from 2 exons. Lineage: Eukaryota; Metazoa; Chordata; Actinopteri; Atheriniformes; Melanotaeniidae. The record is from RefSeq and is a predicted model, not a curated record. Gene Ontology annotation, molecular function: G protein-coupled receptor activity. Bases 182 to 1099 code for a protein of 305 amino acids. Gene Ontology annotation, biological process: positive regulation of Rho protein signal transduction; phospholipase C-activating G protein-coupled receptor signaling pathway.
GGGUGCGUGUGUGUACAAAGUUGAUAUGACCACAAUGACAACCUGUUUCGUUCACACUUCUGCUCGACUUCACCUAUGUUUUCCACUCACACUAAUUUUUUCCACUGAUGGUAAAUAGAGCCUAAAAUUCUGCUCUGCUACAUUUACAGGUUGAUCUUCAACAACAGUCAUUACAGCAGCAAUGAACAAAUCUGAGGAGGAGACCAUUGUCUUCAACUGUACAUUGUGGAAUAUUUCUCUUUCCUCAUUCUACAUCCUGGUUUUCAUCAUCGCCGUGCCUGGGAAUGUCUUGGCAUUGUGGGCGUUCUGUCACCAGAAAAGCACAUCACCAUCUAAGGUCUUCCUAAGGAAUCUAUCCAUUGCUGACAUCUUUUAUAUUCUUGUUUUACCCAUGCGUAUAGUUUACCACCUCUCUGAUAGCCAAUGGCCCUUUGGACACAUUCUCUGCCAACUAUCAGGCUUCCUCUUUUACGUAAACAUGUAUUGCAGCCUUUAUCUGAUGAGCUUCAUCAGUCUGGACAGAUUGCUGGUUGUGCUUUUACCUUUAAGAUCCCAGUCAGUUAGGAAGCCUUUGUAUGCAAAUGUGGCUGUUGGCAUACUUUGGGUGACAGUUAUUAUUAGCAUGAGUCCAACGCUUUUCUCAAAAAAGGAUAACACCAACUCAUCCAGCGUCUGCAACAAGCUGUACCUAGAAAAGACAUCUUCUAGGGCUUUGAUUUCCACUAUUGUGGCUUUUUUUAUCCCCCUCACAACCAUAGUUGUCUCCUACGUACUUAUUUUGUUGAAAGUAAGGAAACUCAAACAACAGGAAGAGCGUCCGGUGAGAGAUAAAGCUAUAAAAAUGAUCAUAAUCAUUGUAAUGAACUUCCUCUUAGCAUUUGUUCCCUACCAUGUGAGCAGGGUAAUCUUCAUACAAAGUCACAGUUAUGGCAAUAUUACUGCAGCAAGCUGGGAGUCACUAAGAAGAGCCAAUCAGAUCACAUCUGCACUGACCUGCAUUAGUGGAGUGCUGGAUCCUGUCAUGUAUUUCUUCUUGAAUUGUGCAUACAGAGACACGUUUCUUCAGCUGUUCUGUAAAAAUAGGCAUCGUGAUCUGUAAGCAAGAUGUAAAUAUUCUGAAACAAAAAAACAAAGCUUAUAUGAACAUCUGAAACUUCUUUUAAGUAUUGAAGAUGAUGCAUAAAAUAUGUGACAGGAUGACAUUAUAAAUUUAGAACUGAAACCUCAUGUUCACUUCUCAUGCAGCUCUUCUGAAACUUGCCACCACAUUUUAUUAUUGAAGAAAUGAAGUGAAAAUUGACUUCCACCUUUGAGUGCAACCAUAAUUUUCAAGAAGGAAAUACUACAAGUGAAUUGUGGAAAUGUUGUUUGUUGUACUAAAGAUAUUGCCAAGUUAAAUAGGAUUAUUAAGACAAUUGUUCUUUUCUUUUAUCACUAGUUUUCUGAAAUGUCAUGUUUAUAUAUAUUUGAUAUUCCUCUGCUUACCUGUAUUAAAGACUCUUAUUAUCCCAUUAAAAAACGUAUAUGGCAAUUUUAUUUUUCAAGGUCUGAUUUUUUUGGUGUGCAAAGACGUUUUAUUUAGUGCCUCUUUGGGACUGGCUCAUGUUGGAGAUUUGCCAGGU